Messenger RNA from Ipomoea triloba (trilobed morning glory), 2983 nucleotides. Its product is annotated as proline-, glutamic acid- and leucine-rich protein 1. The coding region runs from base 98 to 2818 and encodes 906 amino acids. Gene Ontology annotation, cellular component: nucleus. Lineage: Eukaryota; Viridiplantae; Streptophyta; Magnoliopsida; Solanales; Convolvulaceae. The record is from RefSeq and is a predicted model, not a curated record. The transcript has 13 exons. Gene Ontology annotation, biological process: rRNA processing.
AAAAACCCCAGCUGAAUUGAACACUUGCAGCCUUCUCAGGGUUUAUCACUGUCUUAAACCCUAGUCUACCUCUUUACCCUUCUCUCCCUCGUCUACAAUGGCGGCCUCUGAUCACAUCCAGGGCAUGAACGAUAUUUCUCUGAAGCCUCAGCUGCUCCGCUCCUUAUUGUCCGAGUAUGUUCCCACCGAAAAGCAUCCAUUUCGGAGGCCUUCCGAUCUCUCUUUCGUUGUCUCUGUCGUUAAAACUCAUCGGCUGUUGUCGGAGUCUGCCGCACCCUCCGUCGAUCAAAAGUUAAUUGAUAAUUGGAAAUCUGCCGUAGAUGCCUGGUUCAAACGUUUUCUCAAUCUUGCCUCAAGCAACAUGCCAGAUAAGUGCUGGGCUGGGAUAUGUUUGCUUGGGGUGACUUGUCAAGAAUGUAGUUCUGAGCGUUUCUUAGCUUCAUACUCUUCUUGGUUUAUCAAGCUCUUAUCAUAUAUUCAGUCCCCAGCAGAUUCUCACUUUGUGAAGGCAGCUUCUUGUGCUUCAAUAUCAGAUUUGUUUACAAGGUUGAGUGGGUUCACUAGUGCAAAGAAAGAUGGGAUGUCGCAUGCCACAAAAGUUAUUCAACCAGUGCUGAAGUUGCUAAAUGAAGAUACCUCAGAUGUUGUUUGGGAGGAAGCUAUUUCUCUGUUAUGCACAGUAAUAAAUGUCUUUCCUUCUUCUGUCCAAAGAUGUUAUGAUGAAGUUGAAUCUGCUGUUGUUUCAAAAUUCAUGUCAGGGAAGUGCAGUCAAAGUAUGUUGAGGAAACUAGGUAAUUGUCUGGCACUGCUUCCAAAGGCAAAAGGAGAUGAGGACAGCUGGUUAUUGAUGAUGCAGAAGAUCUUGCUAACAAUUAAUAAUCAACUAAAUGAUGUCUUUCAAGGUUUAGAGCCAGAGACUAGGCAUAAUGAAGCCAUGAGGUUGUUGCUUCCCCCAGGAAAAGAUGCACCACUACUAGGAGGUCAAGAUACGUCAAGAAAAAUCUUAGCAGAGACUAUGAAUAGGCCUGAACAUCAAUUGAUGUCCCGAAUUUCUAUAUUGAUGCUUUGUUGUUCUACCAUGCUUACUAGUACUUACCCUGUUCAAGUUGCUGUACCUGUACAUUCAUUAGUAGACCUCACUAAGAGAGUUCUGAUGGUAGAUGGCUCAGCUUCUGGCUUAUAUUCUUUCAUGACUACCAUGAAACAAGAAUUGGUUCUUUCGGAACUCCCUGUUCUGCAUUUGGGCAGCUUGGAGCUCAUCACUGCUAUUGUGAAGGGACUCCACAGCCAAUUAUUACCACAUGCUGCAGGUAUUGCACGGCUGCUCACAGAGUAUUUCCAAAGAUGUGUUUUGCCGGAGAUACGGAUAAAGUUGUACUCAAUAAUGAAAGUCCUGUUAAUGUCGAUGGGGGUUGGGAUAGCAGUACACUUGACAGAGGUAGUUAUUGACAAUGCUACUAUGGAUUUAAAUGAGGGGGCUACGGCUCCUGGUGAUCAUGCAAAGAUCUCUGUGGAGGCACAGCCACUGACCAACAUGAGGAAAAGGAAGCAUGCAAAUGCUAUGGGAGCUCAUGAAGACCAGCCUGAUGGGAAUGUCACAGAAGUAAAAGUGCAACAGGACUCAACUCUGAUAUCUGUGAAGAUUGCUGCACUAGAGGCAUUGGAAGCUCUUCUAACUGUGGGUGGCUCUUGGAGAUCUGAAAGUUGGCGUGCAAAUGUUGAUAACCUUCUUUUGGCUGUUGCUAAAAGUGCUUGCCAAGUAGGAUUUUCAAUAGAAGAGAAAAGCAUAUUUCUUUCUGGCACACCAACCGAUAGCUGGGCAAAUUUUCAACUUGCUGCUUUACAUGCACUUUUGGCUUCUCUUGUUUCUCCUCGUCUUGUUCAGUUAGCAAAUGCAGCCCAAUGUCUUGUACCUAUUCGCCCUCCUCAUCUAGCCCAAGGUCUUGAACUUUUUCGUAAAGGAAUGCAAGAAACAGGAACAAGACUUUCUGAAUUCUGUGCACAUGCUCUUUUGACACUGGAAGUGCUCAUACAUCCAAGGGCUCUUCCAUUGAUUGAUCACCACUCUCCCAUUGAUUAUGAUGGCCGAAAUCAGAGGAUUAUGGAUGGCAGGAAAUUAGGUGGCCAGAGACAAACUGUUACUUUUGACUUAGGAGCAUCAAGAAAUGGACCUGAUGAGCAAGAGUCAGAAGGCGACGAGCUCCAUGAAAAUUGGACAAGGAUUGAAAAUGAAAUAGAAGCUCCUUCAUCUGACCUUGCUAAGGAUAAAAGUAACUCGAUAGAACCUUCAGAUACCUUGAAUGAUCCAUCAUCAAAGAACCUUCCUUGUGAUGAUGCAUCUGCUGCAAAGGUUUCUGAGGGAAGUCAACUCAGGGAACCAGCUGCUGCUUCUGCAGUGGAACACUUGGUAAACAGAGACAACACCACGCUUGACCAACAGCACUCUCAAGAAGCAAGUAAGCAGCCCGGGGAGAAAUCUCCCGUUCAAGCUGGAACUUCUGCUCCUAUUGCAGAUGCCGAAAACCAUGCUAGAUCUGGUGCUUUCGUUUCAGGAAGCAGCGCAUCAGAUCCCAUGGAAAGUGACACGGCACCUUUGACUAAAAGCCAUUCAGGACUGGAAAAAGCUGCGGCCAGUGACAUGUUGGAAGGCAAAGAUGAUGGAUUUGAUUCAGCACUGAAUAAAGUUUCUUCUUCGGUAUCAAAUGCAGACAGCGGUGGUAAGGAGCCUAUGCAAGAAUCAGAUGAUGAUGACUCGGACUCCAUUCCUGAUAUCGUUGAUGUUGAACCUGAUGAUAGCGAGUAUGAAGUAUCAACUUGAGAGCGGUAAGUAAAGAAUUUUUGGAUUGCAAAUUUUCUUUUAAAAAUUCUUUUGUUAUAAAAUUAUAAUUGCUAGUUAUGCUUUGCUCAAGUAUGUACCAAUUUUCCCCUGAAGAUCUUAGACUUCCUAUCAGAAAGCAACUUAAAUUUUGCAUAAUUUCACUCA